AAAAAUGUGGUCAAUGUCUUACACAUUUAUUCAUCUCCUCGUCUUAUCAUAUUUAUGUUCUCCUAAAUUAAAUAAAAAUUACAAAAAGUUGUUUGCUUGCUUCUGGAACGUCUGUCAUUAUUAUGUAUUACAUCUAUCACUAAUCUUUCUCUUAUAAAACCCGUUUGGUAAUCCCCUAAAAAAUUCUCGGUGUAGUGCCAUAGUAAUUAUUACAUUUCGUGCUAUAUUCUUUUUAUAGUAUAGGAUAAAUCACUGACUCUUAUAACGGUAAAUAAAUAUUCUUUAAAAUUUCACUAAAGUUACUUAAUAGAAGUUAAAAACUUAAAAGAAGUUAAAAAAACUAUUAAACGGUUUCUACGGGUUUUAAUGCUACUGCAUCAAUUUCAAGGAAUAAAUCACAAAACAACUUAAUUCCAAGGAAACUAUUUAAAAUUAAGUUAAUAGGUUGGUUAAAAAGGUAGUGUAUUUAAAAAAUCUUAAAAGGAAUAACUAAAACGAAAAAUACCGUAGUAACUAAACAGACAUUUUGAUAAAAUAACUCCAAUAAAUUAAACAAAACUCUCAAUAAAUUUUCUAGAUCUAAAACUUACUCGUGAAAAUAAUGCACUGCUGGUCAAAAAAAUCCGGACACCUGAAAAAAUGUGGUUUUAUUUCCAAAAAACAUUAUCUAAUUGUUACAUCAAUCUUUGGAAGAUUAACAAUUAAUGUUUUCCAGCUUUGAAUACUAUUCAUCCUUUUCUUCCCCUUGUUUUAUUUUCUAUUUCUAGGGUUGCUAAAAUAUUUUAUUUUUCUGUAGCUGUAAAUUAAAUAUAAAAACUUGACUGUUCCUUAAUUAUCGUCGCAUUCCAAGUCCUAAUCUUUUAAUAUGGCAUUUCUUGUUUUUUGUUUGCAUCUAUCCUAAUUAACUUACACAAAUUAUCGCGUGUUUUCUAUUCGACUGUUCUUUCACCAUUAUUCUCCGUUUUUUUUUGUAUUUCAGUCCUUGUAAAUGUUCCUUUCUUUUCCAAUUCCCAUUCUUCCAAAUCCACUGUACACUGUUUACAAUUUAUUUUAUAUUUUUACAUGAAUUCCUAACAUUAUUUAUGUAUAAUAUCUUUCCUCAGUUGUCUGUUUUUCUCAUUAAUUUUUUUACUUUUUUUACAAGUUAAAGCCAGACUUUUUAACGCAUAAUUUUGUUUCCUUUUCUAUGUUUACCACCUCGUUUAUAUGUAUAAUGUUAUAAAAUUGUUCUCUCUUCUUUAAUUUUUCACUACUCAUUCGUAUCAAUGUUUGAUAUUCCAAUCAGUAUCAAUCAGUCCACAUAUUUAAAGUUUUGUUUGGUUUUUUAAAAUUUGUUUUCAUCGGCAAAUUUGGUUUUUAUAGCUUUUUAAUUUCUUCUCUAUAUUCUCUAUUUUUGUUUUAUUAUUUCUCUUAGUUGUUUAGAUACCGAUUUUCUUAAUAAUAUCUCACUGGAGAACUUGUUGAUUUUUGCUAUUCUUAAAAACCUGAGUUACUAUUUUUGUUUUUUAAUAGUCACUUAUUUUUGUCACUAUGUGCAACCAUCUUAAACUGGUUUCAGAAUAAACCCUUAUUAGCCGUCGUUUUCGAUAUAUCUUUCACACAAUUUUAUUUGCAGCGUUUAUUAUAAUUUUAUUUUAUACUUAAUUUUGCGUUAUAUUAUUAUGAUUAGGCCAUCUGCGUAAGCUAUACAAUGGCAAUAUACUUUGAACCUUGUCAGUUUUAUUUCGAUUUUUCUAUACCUACUAAUGUUCUCUUUUCGAGUGCCAUUCUAAGCCUCUCGAUCAAUCAAGAUCAUCAAACGGUAGCGAAUAUACUCCUACCUGUUUCAGUGAUGAUUUGGAUGACUCAUAUGAAAUGCACUCUAUUUCUAUUGAAACAACAGAUGACAGUGUGGCAAAUAAACAACAAACAGAUUGUGACUUGAUGUAUGAAAAUGAUGCUAUUUUAGAUGACUCUACCCCUAAUCCAAUAUAUCAAGAACUUAUAGCAUCAUCUUCUCUCGAUAAUAUAGAAAAAUCAGCGGAUGAAACUAAUUCCUCACUUAUUGACAGUGUAUGUUUGAAGAAAAGAAGGAUACGAAGAAAACACAAUUGUAUUUACUGCGACAUCCCUGUUUUAAAUUUUGCUAGACACCUUGAAAGAAUUCAUAGUGAUGAACUUGAGGUUCAAAAAUACUUAUCUCUUGACAAAAAGGAUCCGAAACGAAAAUAUUUCAUUGAUAAAAUACGAAAGGAGGGAGACUUCUGCAUUGGCAAAUCCGUACCUGUGUUUCGUAGAAAUGUUUUAAGUAAUAGUGAUGAAUCUUCGACUAAUUCAAACAUGCUUCCAUGUAUACACUGUAAAGGAUAUUAUGCCAAAAAAUCGCUUCGGCGCCACAUUAGACGGUGCUAUUUUAAUGAAAAAAAGGCAACAGGAAAAGUACGACAUCAGUCCGAAGCCCAAAACCUAAUGGCUACUAAUUUUGGAUCAACCGAUCCACUAAGGACUUCGGGUGUUUUAAAUUCACUAGCUGCGGAUGACAUCUCUUUAGUAGGAAAGAAAGACAAACUUAUAUGCGAUGUAGGAAGGAAAUAUGUAAAAAGUCAUAAAGACAGACAUCUGAUUCAAGUAGCCAAACGACAAAUGCGGCGUUUAGCACGUCUUCUAAUACAAUCCAGGAAAAUUGAAAACAAUAGCAAUUUAACGUUAUUUUUCCUCCUACAUCCCUCAAAGUUUAAAACAAUUGUGUCCGCAACUCGGUCAAUUGCGAAUUAUAAUACCGAGAGCAAAUGUUUCCAGUCACCAUCACUUGCUCUUCAGAUGGGUACAUUAAUUAAAAAAGCAAUCAGUUCUGCUUAUUCUAUGGAGGUUCAAAGGGAUGUCGAUUCUGCUAAUAUUAAGAGCUUAGACGUCAUGAAAAAACUUAUCGAUGAUCAAUGGGCGUUAGAAAUAUCGACUGAAGCUGGACAGAAUAUUCAAAUCAAUCGAUUUAAUAAACCGACCCUGAUUCCCAUGGCUGAGGAUAUUGCUAAAAUGAAGACUUAUCUGGAUGAGCUUAUAACAUCUUCAAUAACUCACCUGGAUGAAAAUGUGAAUAACACACAAGCGUACAAAUGUCUGCUCGAAGGUACAUAUUGCAGCUUACUACUUUUUAAUAAGAGACGAGUAGGGGAGCUGCAGAGAUUACCUUUAGAUAUUUAUUUAAAACAUCAUGAUUCUCAAUCUUCUAAAGAGUUUGAGAAAGUCCUAACAGAAACCGAGAAAAUUUUAGUUCACUCUUUAAAACGCAUAGUAAUAAGAGGUAAGAGAGGUAGAGGCGUACCUGUUCUGUUUGACAAAUUGACCAAAAGUGGAGUUGACACUUUAAUUAAAUAUAGGAAUAAUUUUUUUACCUCUUACAACGAAUACUUAUUUGGCAUACCGAAUACUAUUAACUGCAUCAGUGGAUAUCAUGUUCUCAGAAAGCAUGCUUCUAAGGUGUUGAAUGAUGCAAACAAAAUCACUACCCUCACGUCAACUCGCCUCAGAAAACACUUAGCAACAAUAAUACAAAUUUUAAAAAUGGAAAAGGGUGAACUAGAACAACUAGCAAAAUUUAUGGGGCAUACCUCAAAAACUCAUGAUGAGUGGUAUCGUCUCCCGUCAGACAUUUACCAAACCGCAAAAGUUUCCAAAAUAUUAUUGCUCGCUCAAAACACUAAUAUUGACCAAUAUAAAAAUCGAAAUUUAAAUGAGAUUGAAGUCGAUAACGAGAUAUUGGAAGACGCAGAAGAAGCUGAUAGUGACGAAGAAAAUACUAAUCAACCUAUUCUUCAACAAAAUGAAGUAAACAUCCCGUCACAAAAUAGAAUAAAGGAGAAAGUGCUUUGUGAUCAAGAAAACAUCAUUGGCGCUGCGAACAGGAUAGUCUGCACAGAAUCUCCCGCAAUUCCUGGUCAAUCUCAAUUGUUUAGCAGAGUAUCCACCUGUUAG
Messenger RNA from Diabrotica virgifera virgifera (western corn rootworm), 3951 nucleotides. RefSeq lists its product as uncharacterized. The coding region runs from base 1855 to 3951 and encodes 698 amino acids. The record is from RefSeq and is a predicted model, not a curated record. Lineage: Eukaryota; Metazoa; Arthropoda; Insecta; Coleoptera; Chrysomelidae. The transcript is spliced from 7 exons.